GACGUCUUCAGACCAUCAACGCGAGAGCGCCUGCUUCAGUCCGUUUGCGAUCAAUCAAGAGCACAGCUUGAAGCCUUGAACAGCAAGGGCUGUUGCACAAUUCGUGUCUUCGCAUUCGCAAGGAGCAGCGACACGGUCGACGGCACAGGACACCGUGUCCACUCGUAUGGACAAUAUGUUCAGUCGCGGGAUGUGGGCCGUCGAGGUGUCCGUCAGCACGAUCGCACGCGAUAGCGAUGAUAUCACUGCGGUGUCCGACGGUCUUAUACGGAGCGCGCCUCGUCGUAUUUAGACACUAGUCGCUACAACAUGUCUGGCCAACGUCCUGUGCCUCGUCUCAUCCUUAUCCGCCAUGGGGAGACGGAGUGGUCCUUGAGUGGUCGUCAUACCGGCCGCUCAGAUAUUCCACUCACAGCGCACGGCGAGGAGAAGACGAAGGAGACGGCGCUUGUCCUUGUAGGAGAAGGCAAGGUCAUUGACCCGAAGAACAUAUGCAAUGCGUUUGUUUCUCCAAGGAUCCGUGCACACCGCACCUUUCAUUUGAUGUUUGAUCAUCUGCCGGCGCCCCCGCCCCAUGUCAUUACGGAGGAAGUACGAGAAUGGGACUAUGGUGACUAUGAGGGCCUGUUGCCGUCCGAGAUUAAGGAGAGGAACCCCAAAUGGGUGAUAUGGCACGAUGGAUGUCCGAACGGAGAAAGCACUGAGGAGAUGUGUCACAGAGUCGACAGCGUUAUCGCAAAGGUCAAGGAGCAUCACAGGCAAUGGCUUGAAGAAGGCAGAGGCAGUCGGGAUGUCGUGAUCAUCGCGCAUGGUCACUUCAACCGAGUCUUGAUUUCCCGCUGGAUCAACUUCCCUCUGUGCCUGGGCACACACUUCAAUGUCGAACCUGCUGGGGUCGCAGUCUUGAGCUACAACCACCGCAAUCUAGCUGAGCCAGCUCUAUCGGCACUGAACCUAUAUGCUCCGCCUGCGUAGACCGGAUAAGGGCGUCGUUCGUACCACACAUAUCGAGUCCGGUGUAGAUACGGCGAAUGUAUGAGACUAGAAGCAGAAUGGCGCAUUGUAUGAUAUGUAGUGCACACUUACACACCGAAAA
Rhodofomes roseus is the source of this 1096-nucleotide messenger RNA. Its product is annotated as phosphoglycerate mutase-like protein. Gene Ontology annotation, biological process: ribose phosphate biosynthetic process. Gene Ontology annotation, molecular function: sedoheptulose-bisphosphatase activity. The transcript has 10 exons. The record is from RefSeq and is a predicted model, not a curated record. The coding region runs from base 310 to 975 and encodes 221 amino acids. NCBI's taxonomy places the organism in Eukaryota, Fungi, Basidiomycota, Agaricomycetes, Polyporales, Fomitopsidaceae.